Messenger RNA from Coniophora puteana RWD-64-598 SS2, 3893 nucleotides. RefSeq lists its product as uncharacterized. NCBI's taxonomy places the organism in Eukaryota, Fungi, Basidiomycota, Agaricomycetes, Boletales, Coniophoraceae. Bases 36 to 3893 code for a protein of 1285 amino acids. The record is from RefSeq and is a predicted model, not a curated record. The transcript is spliced from 17 exons. Gene Ontology annotation, molecular function: RNA binding.
CGCCGCCGAAAAAAGUUCAGCAUUGGACCAAGAUCAUGUCAGAAACAUUGCUUGGAAAACGCAAGGAGCGAGCAACUGGAGAUGACGCCCAGCCUUCUACGGAACCUAAAAGCGAGCAUGGCUCGACCCUCUUUGUCUCCAACUUGCCAUACACCGCAACAUCGACAGACCUGCAGACGCUCUUCUCCGACCUUGCUCCCGUCCGUUCUGCGUUUGUUGUCACCGAACAAGGCACUGGCGUCUCAAAGGGCGUAGGCUAUGUCGCCUUCUCAGCGCGCGAGGGAGCACAAGUCGCGCUUGACUCGGUAAACGAAGAGGGCAUUGUGCUGGAUGGGCGAAAGCUGAGGGUUACAUGGGCAGAUAAGAAGCCGAAGGAAAAGCCCAAGGCCUCCGUCUCUGCUGCUCCCCAACCUUCAUCCUCCAAACCCCGACCUCAAAAAACACCGUAUGCACAGAAGCCCAAAGACUCGGACGCCAUCCGGACGAUUGUCAUCUCUGGCCUGCCUGCAGGACUCGAUAGCAAGACGCUCUGGAAGAAGCUACGCAAGUACCCCGGCGCGGAGAACCCGCGCUUUCCGCUUACUCGGGACGACGGGAGCGAGGAUGCCUCGUCAGCACACGUCCUCUUCGACUCACCAGCAUACGCCCAAGACGCAGUAAACAAACUGCACGCCCACAUUUACAAGGGCGCAUUGCUCUCCGUCGUCCUCAAGAAGCGGCUCGAUACUGUGAGCACAACGGCACAGCCGGCUGUUUCCUCCUCCUCAUCAAAAACUAUAGCGUACCAACUAACGCCGGGGGACGCAGAACCAUCGGCUCCAACUCCAGCACCUUCGCGCGCAUCCCGCCUUAUCGUGCGCAAUCUGCCAUUCGACAUCUCAACGCAGGACCUCCGCGCGCUCUUCCUCCCCUACGGACCUAUACAUUCCAUCGACCUCCCGCUCGCAGCCCCUUCCCCAUCGACAUCCUCGCCAACGAAAUCGCGCACGAAGGCAAAACCAAAAGAAGCAUCCGACGACAGCUCCGAUGACUCUGAAGAUGACGCUCACGAAUCUGACGGCGAUAACGACGACGAGUCUGUCAAGGAGGAGCAAGAGCAGCAAGAUGAAGCGUUCCCGUCAGCACCGGCUCCAGCAAAAUCGGCCCGCUCAAAAGGCUUCGCCUUCGUGUGGAUGCUCUCCCGCCCGGACGCGCAAAAAGCACUCGACGCGCUCAAUGGGACGCGUGUGCGCGCCGGGCUCGCGCAGGACCUCGCGCGGGGCAAGCAGAUGCGCAAGAAAGAUAGAAGGGAGGAGGAGAAGCGCAAGCGAGGGGUGGUAGGCGUGAAGAAAGAGGAGGGCGCUGAGGGUGGGGUAGAGGAGGUUAAGGAGGAGGAGGGUGAGAAAGAUGCGAUGGACGUGGACGAGAAGGAGGAAGAAGGGGGGAAAGGAAAGCCGGGCGAACGGACUAUCGCUGUGGAUUGGGCGUUGUCAAAGGGGCGAUGGGAGGAGGAGAAGGCGCGCUUGGAGGUCAACGCGGAGGAACAAGGAGACGUCGAGAUGGAGCCAGCGGCCAGCGGCAGCGAGUCUGGCUCGUCCGGAUCCGAGUCGGACUCUGAUGGAGAGGAUGUGGAGGAGGACGAAGACGACGAGCUGGGCGUGCAUGAUGGACACUCUGGUUCCGAGGAUGAGGAAGAUGAGGACGAGGACGGCGAGGAUGAAGACGACGAAGACGCCCGCUCAGAUGGAGGCGCCCAGCAGAGCCGACCACAGCUCCCCUCGACGGACGUUGGCACGACACUGUUCGUGCGUAACAUCCCGUUCGAGGCGACCGAAGACGAGCUGCGUACACUAUUCCGCGCCUUCGGUCCCCUGCGCUACGCACGCAUCACCGUCGACACCGCGACCGGCCGCUCGCGCGGGACGGGCUUCGCGUGUUUCUGGAACCGCGAGGACGCCGAUGCGGUCUUGGAGCGUGCAGAUGCGAUUCGGAAGGAGACGGAGGGGACGGAUGACAAACAGCCGAACCCCAAUGCCAAGAGAGACCACCGUGUUCUCCCGUCAAUCCUCACGGCCGACCCGUCUGCGCCGCUUACGAGAGGCCUCGUCCUGCACAGCCGCACGCUCGACGUCGUGCGCGCCGUGACGCGCGAGUCGGCCGCGAAGCUCGCUGCUGAUGGCGUACGUGCCAGGGAGAAAGCGGACAAGAGGAACAUGUACCUCCUCCGCGAGGGCGUGAUCCUGCCAAACAUGCCCGCCGCAUCGUCUCUCACCCCCGCCGAAGUCGAUAAACGCACAAAGUCGUUCGACGCACGCCGUGUGCUGCUGCGCUCGAACCCGGCGCUGUACGUCUCGCGCACGCGGCUCAGCGUGCGCCAGAUCCCGCUGUACGUCUCCGAGCGGGGUCUGCGUCGGCUGGCGGUGCACGCGAUGCGCACGUUCGAGAAGGAGGUGAAGGCCGGCCACCGGGAAGGGCUGAACGAAGACGAGAAGGAGGUGCGGGAGGGCGACGCCGGGUUCGGAGGCGAGGGAGAGGAUGCGGCUGCGGGUGUCAAGCCGGAGGAAGGCGCGUCCGGCGACGAAGGCGGCGACGGCAAGAAAAAGGUCCUUCGGAAAUCCAAAGCCAAGUUUCUCAAGGACGGCCCUGUGAAGCAGUCCAAGAUCGUGCGUCAGGCGGAGCGCGUCGAUGCUGUGACGGGACGCCUGCGGAGUAGAGGGUACGGCUUCGUCGAGAUGCGGACGCACGCGGAUGCGCUGCGUGUCUUGCGGUGGGCGAACAAUAACCCAGCCGUCGGUGUGCUGGCGCGGCGAUUCUGGGCGGACGAGCUGAGGGGCAUCAUAAAGCUGGGGACCGCUGGGCUCAAGGGCAAGGCCCCCGACGCCGCCUCUGGGAAGGGCGGGAAGAAGAAGGGAGAGAAAAGUGGUGAGGAUGGGGAAGACGAGGGGAAGAAGGACGAGGCUGACGCGAGGCUGAAGCGCCUGAAGGACGAGUUGGAGCGCAUUGAGCACGAGCUCGAGGCUGGCAAGGAGGGCAAGGACGGGAAGAACACACUCAUCGUCGAGUUCUCGAUCGAGAACGUGCAGGUCGUCAAGAGGCGUGCGGUGCGAGAGCAAGACUCGCGGGGCGGUGGCGGUGGCCAGUCAUCGGGCACCGGCGCUGGUCAUGGUGGAUCCCGAGAGAGGCGCGGCCCUCCCCAGCACAGGGCGGCUGGCAAGCACGACAAGAAGACGAAGAAGGAAGAUAGAGAUGAGGGCAAGGAGCGGCCGCCCAAGAAGAGGCGCAUGUCGGGCGCGAGCGAGCACGCUAGCCCCGGUAAGAAACCGAAAGCCGAUGGGAAGGAGAAGACAGAUCCAAACAUCGCGUCGAUUAUUGGCCGCAAGCGAAAAGAGCGGAAGGGUCACCAAGUUUCUGCGACGACAGGGGACGAUCUUGACGCAUCUAAGGUCGAGACAUCUUUCCUGGCUCCACUCCGUCUCCUCACUCUCAGGACGCACUAUUUCUCCGUCUUGGGACCGAAAAUUGCCGACAUGUCUGCAUAUCGUAUGCCACUCUCAGUCCAACUUGAAGUGUACUAUGCGUUUCAGGCGCAGGAUUAUAUUUCCGUUUUGAAGGCCUUUUUGGCAGUGUAUGAUUGGAGUAAGUGCAGUGCAGCAAAGAACGCUCUGCGCUUAUCAGUAACCACCUCGUCCCUAGUCAUCAACAUUGACCGAGAGAUUAACUUGAUCUGGCUUAAUCUUGGACGCACUUAUUCUUACGGCCUGUCGCACAUUACUGGAAAGCUGCGAUAUGGUGGUAUAUUCUUGAGCGUACUUCUUGCCUAUAUAACAGUUCAGGUGUCCCUGCAAACACCAAUACCUUUGAAGUGUAAGCUAUUGUUUUUCACGCAAACCCUAUUCCAGCCAACUGUGGUUUAG